This is a messenger RNA of Dermatophagoides farinae (American house dust mite), 2117 nucleotides long. Its product is annotated as Na(+)/citrate cotransporter. Gene Ontology annotation, molecular function: transmembrane transporter activity. Lineage: Eukaryota; Metazoa; Arthropoda; Arachnida; Sarcoptiformes; Pyroglyphidae. Gene Ontology annotation, biological process: transmembrane transport. The record is from RefSeq and is a predicted model, not a curated record. Gene Ontology annotation, cellular component: plasma membrane.
AACCUAGCAACCAAUUUCUUGUCACGCUGGUAAAAUGGCUGCAUCGCCAAGUGUUGAGUAAAUGCAUUGAUGCUAAAUGGUUAUGAUAUCUAAUCAUAAAUUAAAAGCGAGAGAGAGAGAGAGGGAGUGUGUGCGUGUUUUGUUGUUUAUUCAAACGCUUCGAUACGGAGAAGCAAUCCGAUGUAAUCGAAUAAUGAUGUCAUGUGUUAUACUGGUUGGUCAAUAUCAUCAAUUAGUUGGAGAUGAGCUUUCCAAUCGACCAGUAGUAGUGCUCGUGCAUCAUCAACAAGCAAUCCAUAUGAAUUCAAUGGUCGACUGUUUAUUGAUUAACAAACGAAAAUGGAACCGAAACCCAUAUGGACGAAACUGUGGUCAAUCAGACACUUGCUCGUUUGUUGGCUCACGCCGUUCGUCUGGUCGCCGUUGUUGGCUGUCGUUGGGCGGCAAAAAGAAGCCCGAUGCGGCUACGUGGUGGCGGUGAUGAUCACCUACUGGUUUACCGAGGUCAUUCCGAUGGCCAUCACGUCAUUAAUACCGGUGGUCCUGUUUCCCGUGUUGCAGAUCAUGUCGACCGACAAAGUGGCCAAGUCGUAUUUCAACGGCACAAUAAUGGUCUUUUUGGGCAGUUUGAUUGCUGCGACGGCCGUUUCCAAGUCGAAUCUGCACGAGAGAAUUGCGCUCAAAGUGAUCAUGUUGACUGGAACAUCGCCCAGGAGGUUAAUGCUGGGAUUCAUCGUGACCACGGCAUUCUUGUCCAUGUGGAUAAGCAAUCUGGCCACGGUGGCCAUGAUGUUGCCGAUCGCAAACGCUGCACUCGACCAACUUGAACGCCGUCAAUCGGUCUCGGUGGCGACCAACGAUACAGUAUUCGUCACGAUCGGUGCUGGUGACCAUGUUCGAUCCAAUUCGAUCACAAAAACAAGCACUGUUGCAGAAUCACGAAAGAACGAAUCGAAACCGUUGCACAAAGGCAUUCUGUUGGCCAUCUGUUAUUCGGCAAACAUUGGUGGUACCGGAACCUUGACUGGCACAUCAACCAAUCUGGUUCUCAAUGGAUUCCUGAAAGAUGACCCGAUCUCCUUUUCCGAUUGGUUCUUUUUCAACUUCCCGACACUGGUUUUGUUGGUGCUGGCCACAUGGUUAUUUCUCACCUGCUUCUUUGUCCACAACAGCAGCAGCAGCAGUUCUAAAUUAGGGUCGAAAAUGGAAGCCAAACGCAACGAGAAACAAGUGUUGGAAGCAUUGCGUCAGCAAUACGAUCAUCUGGGCUGCAUCCGUUUCAACGAGAUGGCCGUGUUGAUUCUGUUUGGUCUGUUGCUUUCGCUGUGGUUUUUUCGUGCCCCCGACUUUAUGCACGGCUGGUCGACAAUGUUCAGCGACCGAAACAAUAGCUACAUCAAGGAUGCAGUGCCCACCAUAUUUGUCGUGUUGCUCUUCUUCGUGAUACCUGCCGACCCGAGAAAUUUGGCCCAGUCCCCAAUGUUGCUUGAUUGGAAAACGACACGCGAACAGGUAUCGUGGUCAGUCAUGCUGUUGCUGGGUGGCGGUUUCGCCAUGGCCAAAGGAUGCGAGCAAUCUGGUUUGUCGGCCGUAUUGGGCGACAGUUUGUACAUGUUGCAUCAACUAUCUCCGUUUGCAAUCACAUUGAUCAUGUGUUCGGUGAGUAUGACGCUCACUGAGCUAGUGUCAAAUACUGCCGCAAUCAACAUCAUGCUUCCUGUCAUCCAUCAAAUGUCACAUUCAAUGAAAACGGACCUGAAUCCAUUGUCGGUGAUGUUACCGGUAACGGUUAGUUGUUCGUACGCGUUCAUGUUGCCGUUUGCUUCUGGAACGAACGCCAUCAUAUUCGAGGCAGGCAAAAUGAAGACCAAGGACAUGUUGAUACCAGGAUUCUUUCUGAAGAUAAUCUGCGUGUUGAUACUGCUGGCCAUCAAUAGCGUCUGGGCACCGGUCAUUUUCCAGCUGGGUGAUGGUGGUGGUGGUGACAACCCGAUCAUGUUCAGCAGCAGCAGCAGCACCAGACAGCAGCAGUGUGAAAUUGAGCAAAGGAUCUUUUGAAAAUGAUUGAAAAACGAAUUAAAUUAAUUAAAAAUUUGAUUAAAAUUUAUUUCAUUUCA